GCCGUCUUCCCCGUAAAGUCUCGAACACGACAUUCGCCGUGAUUCUGCCUGGAGCAGACGCUCAACUCUGACUCAACCUCUUGCGCGUCCUCCGUUCCUACCUAAAAGCUACCUCACCGAGAGUUGCUCCUUCCUUUGGCCACCUCCCAUCUGGACAACAAAUUUUGCCAUCCGCAGUUUUCUCUCCCCUCCGACGACCCCUCGCCUCUUCAUCAACCCGACUUCGCGCUUCAACGCUCUCUAUCCACCCUUACCUUCACCUAACCUCACAUUCUCACUACUAUAAUGGCUGCUGUCGCUGAGAACGGCCACGCCCCCGUGGCCGACGAUAACGCCGCCCCCGUGGCUGCCGCCGAGCAGAAGGAACAGACGAACGGCGACUCUGUCACAGUAUUCCACGACCCCGAUAACUUCAACGUUAAGCAUCCUUUGAUGCACGAGUGGACUCUCUGGUUCACCAAGCCCCCAAGUGGCAAGGGCGACAACUGGAACGACCUUCUGAAGGAGGUCGUGACUUUCAACUCUGUUGAGGAGUUCUGGGGAAUCUACAACAACAUCACGCCGACCUCCGAAUUGGGCCUCAAGGCAGACUACCACCUUUUCAAGAAGGGUGUCAGACCGGAGUGGGAAGACCCCCAGAACAAGCACGGCGGAAAGUGGUCAUAUUCUUUCAAGGAAAAGCGCUCCGUGCCCAUUGACGACUUGUGGCUGCACGCUCAGCUGGCGGCUAUCGGCGAGACUCUCGAGAACGAUGGCGACAGCGAAGUUAUGGGUGUUGUUGUGAACGUGCGUAAGGGCUUCUACCGUGUUGGUUUGUGGACACGGACUGUUGGCAAGGCCAUUCCGGGUGACAAGAACAACACCCGCACGCCCGCCCAGGGCAAGGAUAUUCUCGAGGCCAUCGGCCGGCGCUUCAAGGAGGUUCUCCGUCUCAAGGAGGCGGAUGCCGUUGAGUUCUCCGGACACACAGACAGCGCACACAGCGGCAGCACGAGGGCCAAGGCCAAGUUCGUCGUCUGAAGCACCUGCUAUGUUGUGUCGCUUUUGCUUUACGAUAUCUUAACGCGGUGUUUUCGCAUAUUUUUGCUAUGGAUUAAUGGGAAAGGGCUCUGUGAUGAUGCGCGGUAACGAACGGGAAAGGAUCAGUACAAAGCAUUGCGUGUGGGAGGAGGCUCAUUCCAAAUUGGCUUGCCAGCACUUCGCAGUGAGGUGAUGAUCUGGGUUGCAGGUCUUUUCCUCAAGACGUAUUUCUGACGAGGUUUAUACCAUAUUCUGUUAAAUUUCAGUGUUAUCCCUCUCGGGAUCGGAGAAUAAAAGAAAAUGAUUGAAAUUGCUC
This is a messenger RNA of Aspergillus homomorphus CBS 101889, 1336 nucleotides long. Its product is annotated as eukaryotic translation initiation factor 4E. The coding region runs from base 286 to 1020 and encodes 244 amino acids. NCBI's taxonomy places the organism in Eukaryota, Fungi, Ascomycota, Eurotiomycetes, Eurotiales, Aspergillaceae. Gene Ontology annotation, molecular function: translation initiation factor activity; RNA 7-methylguanosine cap binding. The record is from RefSeq and is a predicted model, not a curated record. The transcript is spliced from 3 exons. Gene Ontology annotation, biological process: translational initiation. Gene Ontology annotation, cellular component: eukaryotic translation initiation factor 4F complex; cytoplasm.